ACAUGAGCUUGUGUUGUGUUUAAAGAGGGCCACUCCAACGACACGCUUCAUGUAGCAAGAGCCUUGAAAAUCAAGGGUUUUUGGUGGAAUCAGCAGAGUUUGACUGUUCACAGUCAGUGAGCAAAACCCAGUACAGACGUGAACACAGGGGAGAGUGAACACAGCCGACUGGAAAAACACACAGACAACCGCCUCACAACACAACACCACAGAGACGAGAGGUCAGAGAGGACAUGGCUGGCCUUCUGAUGCGUUUAACCUCUGUCAUGAUGUUCUUCAAUCUGAGCGCAAAUUCAUCUCAACUAGUAAUUCCCGAGAGCUUGAUUAUAUCUUCAUUCCAAGAGAGUCUUCAGAUGGUCAAUACAGCACUGAAUCAAACUGCACACUGCAGGUUUGAUCCUCGGCCGCCCCCUUCACAGAUGUACACGCUCUCCAGACGGGCGUCAUCAGAAACACAGCACAUCUCCAAAUCAGCAGAGAUCUUUCACAUGACUUUAGGGCUUUUAAAGGAGAAGGCGAACAGGAGACAUAGAAGAGCACUGCCUGUGCCAGAACUCCUUUCCGUGAAGGCAGUGGAGUGGAUAGCAAACCUGUCUGGAUGCCCUCAGACCUUUCAGCCCACCACCUGCGCCUCGGAAGGAAAAUACCGCAGCAUCUCUGGAGUCUGCAAUAACAGGAAGAACCUGCUUUGGGGAGCAGCCAACACCGGCUUGGCCAGAUGGCUCCCCGCGGAGUACGAGGAUGGAGAAAACCAACCCAAAGGCUGGAACGCUGGACGCCAAUACAGCGGCUUCCAACUUCCUCUGGUUCGAGAAGUCAGUAACAAAAUCAUGCGUGGCUCCAGCACAUCCGUCCAGGAGGAUAACGCUUACUCCCAGAUGCUGGUGGACUGGGGCCAAUACAUCGACCACGAUAUCUCCUUCACACCUCAGAGCUCCAGCCAAACCGCUUUCUCGGAGGGACAGGACUGUCUGCACACCUGCACCAAUGCCAACCCCUGCUUCCCAAUGCAGAUUCCCAAGGAUGAUAAACUGCCCAGAAACAAAAGCUGUCUUCCGUUUUUCCGUUCUUCACCCACCUGCCUAAAUAGCCAGACAGACACACAACACGUUCGACAACAGAUGAAUUCAGUCACGUCCUUCAUAGACGCGUCAACCGUCUACGGCCAUUCGGCAAACCUCGAGAAAAUCCUCCGAAACCUCUCUGGCUCUGAAGGGCUGCUGGCUGUCAAUAGUAAAUACACGGAUGAGGGCCGGCCGUACUUGCCCUUUGUCUCUGUCCAGCCAUCCGCGUGCCUCCAGGAUCCCGGGUCAGAGCGGGUCGAGUGUUUCGCGGCAGGUGACAGCAGGGUAAACGAGAUCCUGCCCCUGUCUGUCCUCCACACGCUCUGGGUGAGAGAACACAACCGGCUGGCCAAACACCUGACACGACUCAACCCUCACUGGGGGUCAGAGGUCAUCUACCAGGAGACACGCAAAAUCAUUGGAGCGCUUCAUCAGAUCAUAACCAUGAGGGACUACGUUCCAAAAAUCAUUGGACGGGAAGCGUUUGAUGAGUAUAUCGGACCGUACGAGGGCUAUAACGACUCUGUGAAUCCUUCUGUGUCAAACGUGUUCGCCACGGCCGCGUUCCGUUUCGGUCAUGUGACCAUCUCACCGGUGCUCAGGAGACUGAACGAGAGCUUCCAGGAACACGAACACUUCUCUUCUCUGAAUCUCCAUCAGACUUUCUUCAGCCCUUGGAGACUGAUAAAAGAAGGCGGACUGGAUCCGGUCCUGCGGGGUCUUCUGGGCCGGCCGGCUGCCCUGCAGAGCCAGGACCAUCUAAUGACAGAAGAACUGACGGAAAGACUCGUGGUUCUCAACAUCCCAGAGACUUUAGAUCUGGCAGCUCUGAACCUGCAGCGGGGACGAGAUCACGGCUUACCAGGUUACAAUGACUGGAGGCUUUUCUGUGGAUUUGACAGAGUUGAAACCAGAUCAGAUCUGGCCGAGGUGAUCGGCAAUGAUGUUUUGGUAGAGAAAGUAAUGGAUUUGUAUGGACAUCCAAACAACAUUGAUGUGUGGCUGGGAGGAGUGCUGGAGCGACCGCUGUCUGGAGCCAGGACCGGACCGCUCUUCGCAUGCUUGAUUGGAAAACAGAUGAAGACGCUGAGGGAAGGUGACAGAUUCUGGUGGGAACAUCCUGGCGUCUUUUCCUCAAAACAAAGACAGGAACUACAGAGGCACUCUCUGUCUCGUGUCAUCUGUGACAACAGUGGUGUGACGGAGGUUCCUCUUGAUCCGUUCAGAGUAGAAACUUACCCGGAGGACUUUCUCUUCUGUGGAAACAUCCCGUCACUGGAUCUGGAGGAAUGGAAAGAGCAACCUGAUGACAACUUGAGACUCUGACUGCAAGACGAGUGGCAGUUUCUCCGAGAUGCCGUCAGCGACACCAGCGGCACAAGAACUUUGACGUACCGCACAAUGACACACCGUUAAGACAAAAAAAGAGCUGCCGAACAUCGAGCACGUAACUACAGGACGCCCGUGCAGGUCUGAUGAAUCAAGACUCUCAUUAUGUUGGAAUAUAAUACACUGAGCUGCACGGAGCGCAUACAGGCCCUAAUUAGUGAUGGAUUAAUAUUCUUUACCUGCCUCAUUCUCCAACGGCACAAAAGCACUGAUCAGUGUAUCAUUUCAAAGCAAUUAUGAAUGAGUUCAACUCUGAACCGAAGACCAUGUAGCUCCAUGUAAAAUGCAUUUACUGAUUAAAAUAUAUUAAUUCACUGUAUGUUGACUAAUGUAAGUUCACCAUCAUAUCUGGUUUCAAAACUAAAAUAUAAAUGCAAUAAAUGUCCAUUUCCCAGUUUGUGACUUUACUGCAUAGGCUGCGUAUAAUCCAUGCAUAUUUAUUAUUAAAAAUAUACAAAUUUAUCCUAAAUGUAUGUAAGCAAAUAAGUAAUAAUUUGAGUGUUUACAUCCUUUUGCAUUAAGAGAAAAUGGUGCAAUCAAAUUAAGUAGGCUACUGAGUUAGUGCACUAAGUAGUAGCUACUAAUCCCUGAGCGUGAACUAAUUUAAACCAUACCAUAUGAAUACUUGAUGAACCGAGUGUUCAAACCGAAAGCAAUGUCCUUUCUUCGCUAUUAAAUGAGUACAAAUCUAUUCAAACAGAUGUAGGCUACAUUUACAUUUUAAACCUGAAAUUAAACUCUUUGGUGAGGACGGACUCCUCCAUUUUUGACACAAAUAGGCAUCACAUUUGCAUUCAGCCAUAUCUUGUCCUGGUUUUGUUUUAGAUAAUGGAAUACAAAAGCAAUCAGUUCUGGAAAAUGAGACGGCCAGAAUUAAAUAAAAUGGAGCCUUUUAGGCAAUCCACUGCAAUUUCUGAUGUGUUGACCAAUUACGCCUCUCUCCUGUUCACCGUAAUUCAAAGCAGCAUUUGUAGCGUGGAGCUCUUAGAGCAAUCUCAGCAUUUCCACAUGCUUAAUUAGAGCAGAUCUGUUAUUCAGAAUGAAUGCGUCUGUACUGUUUGUGUAUGUGGAUCACUGAUAACACACACAAAAAACCGCACAGCACUUCCUUUAUAAAGUCUGCUAAUGCAAUAGACUGUAUGCAUCACUCUGCAUAGAAUAAGUGCAGUUACAGUACUUCAAGAAUCUUUCUACCUGAUCUAAGUAGUAUAAUUUCAGUGUACUUAUUGGUUACCUAUAAUGUAAAGCUCAUAAACACGUACUGUAAAUGCAUAAACAGAAGCGUGAAUUCACACAAUUGUUCUGAAAUGUCAAAAUGCAGUUUAUUAUGAUUACCAACAAUAUUCGUCAUGAAUUUGUGUUUGUCAUGCUCCUGUACAGCACUUUGAACAGGAUAUUUAAUGCAAAAUAAUAAAAAGAUUGGAUGGUGGAAAGUAACAGGUAGAAUUUAUGACUAAGAAGUUGAAGUUACAUUUUGAUUUGAUUUUAAUACUGAUGAAUCAUUCACUAGGGAUGCAAAAUUCUGGGAAUUUAAGGCUGGAA
This is a messenger RNA of Megalobrama amblycephala (Wuchang bream), 3995 nucleotides long. RefSeq names its product thyroid peroxidase (gene tpo). Gene Ontology annotation, cellular component: membrane. Gene Ontology annotation, biological process: thyroid hormone generation; response to oxidative stress. The transcript is spliced from 13 exons. Lineage: Eukaryota; Metazoa; Chordata; Actinopteri; Cypriniformes; Xenocyprididae. The coding region runs from base 234 to 2390 and encodes 718 amino acids. Gene Ontology annotation, molecular function: iodide peroxidase activity; heme binding. The record is from RefSeq and is a predicted model, not a curated record.